AUGGGGAAGAAGAGCUCGUCUCGAGCCGUAUCGAGGAUAUCCUCUACCGCUGCACUUUCCACGGCCUCUGCGACAGUGACAGUCAAGAAAUCGUCCAUAAUCCGCUCGGCCUUUUCUCCGUCUGAGUUCCAAUUGGCGCUCUUUGCAUCCGUUAUCCAGGGUCUAGAUGCGCACCAUGUACGGAUACAUAGCACUUCUUCAGGCCGCCUCCAGUGCGAGCAUGCGGUUAACCCCAAGGAAUCAGUUACCUCUCUGGACUGGGGAUACUACGGGGAAGCUUCGCGGGGUGACCAACCCAUGAAGAAGAGGCGCAAGAGACAUUCCGGUGUCAAUGGUAUGGUCGCUGGAGCUGGAGAUGAUGCGGGUGCCAUUGUUAUUGCAUUCGGUACGAGUACGUCUGAAAUUAGGAUGUAUUGCCCGGCUGAGGAUAAGGUUACUGGUGUUCUUGCUGGAGGGCAUGAGAAGGGAGUCAGAGAUUUCAAAUUCACACCGAAGAAGCCUGCACAGGAAGGGUGGAGUAUUGGCGGCGAUGGGAAAUUGGUACAAUGGAAUUUGCGCAAGGGAGACAUCGUGCGUGUGAUUUCUUUACCGUCCACUUCCAUCUCGGCACUGGCUCGGCCAGUACCAGCAAGCCCACCAGUGCUAUGUGCUUCUCAAACGCCCUACCUCAUCGACCCAGACAAUGAGACUAGCGAUUCAGAGCCGUCCUUCAGUUCGAUGAAGGAUAUAGUUCAUUCGCUCAUCUCCUCUAACACCGACUACACCGAUUUAUCGGGCCCCUUCCUCGCUUCUGAUUCUGACCGCUAUGUCAAUGUCUUCAACCCCCAAAACAAACAGCUCCUUGGCUCAUUGGUUGCAAAUAAAGAAAUCGACCUAGUUACCAUAUACCCUGGUUCUCACAAGGGGAGCAAUGAGACAGAGAACUCAGGCCAGAAACAACAGCUAGCUGUUGUCACUCGCGACGGCGCGAUUGAGAUCUUCUCUAACCCUUUCCAUCAAUUUGGUGAUAGCUCUGCGUCCGGUACCAGUGGCGCGAGUCUUAAGUCUCUCCGAAAGUCCAUGACCCGUCGACCAGACGCUAUCAUAAAGCUAGUUAAACCUGAUAAAACACGGACCCCUGUUCCCGUGGUCUCCGUGUGCUUUGACGGUGCGGACCUUGUGGUUGUUUGGGUUGAAGGAGGCAUAGACCUGGUCUUUGAUAGGAUACCAUGGCUUGAUGAAACAACGCAGGAGCUGAUAUACAAUGGUGAAACCGAGUUGGUGCGCGGCAAAUCAUCUUCUAACAUUGGUAACGCCAUGAUGAACGGUGUUAAGGAUUUAGGCAAGAGUCAUGUUGAUGAGAGCCAGGCUAUUGUCGAGCAAGGUGGAUUCGCAGAAGGGACCGACGAUGAGGCAGAGGAGGACGAAACCUCGGACAAAGAUAAUGAUUCAGAUGAAGAAUUGGAUGAUGCAGACCCAACCUCUAACGCCCUAACGACCACUAAUGAAGAUGUCGAAAUGGCAGAUCACACAGAUGCGGAUGAUGCCGCGGAGCCCUCGUUCGGUGAGCUAUUAGCUUCUGCUCCCCAGACCAUUAGUGUCUCCGCAGAUUUCAUGGACAAGACUUCGCUUCUUCAAUCAAAAGCUCUCCCCGCAGAGUCCCACCAGCUCCCUGCCGGUCUCUCCCUAGCGACCGUCCUCUCUCAAUCCCUCAAAACAAACGACAACACUCUACUAGAAUCCUGCUUCCACACUAAAGACAUGGCCAUUGUAAAGACAACUGUUCAACGUCUUGACUCGUCUCUUGCAGCUACUCUGUUGCAAAAGCUAGCCGAGCGUCUGUCCACUCGUCCAGGCCGGUACGGACAUCUACUGAUGUGGGUACAAUGGACAUGCAUUGCCCACGGUGGCUCCAUUGCCUCCAAUCGAGAUGUCCUCAAGAAGAUCAGCUCACUGUUCAAAGUCAUGGAACAGCGUUCGGCAAGUUUACCUUCUCUUUUACUUCUAAAGGGCAAACUGGAUAUGCUCGAUGCCCAACUCACAUUGAGACAAAGCCUACAAGGUCGAGACGGCCGUGUUAUUGACCCCGAUGAGGAGCGAGUAAUCUACGUUGAGGGACAGGAGGACAUUGUUGAAGACGAAGACGAAGAUGAAGAUGAAGCAAUGCAACUUAUUACUGAAGGCGAGCAUGCGUCCAGUCACAAGAAGGCUCGUGACAUCCUAGAUGAUAACAUGUUCGCCGACAAGGAAGGGGAUGAAGAUAUGCCCAUGACAAAUGGUGUGGAGUAUGAUGAAGGAGAGGAUCAAGACGAUGAAGAAGAUGAUGAGGAGGAACUUAUCGAUGACGAGGCAGAAGUUUCUGAUGAUGGUGAAGGUGAAGAUGAUGACGAAGAAGAAGAUAGCGACGAAGAGCCAAACUACGAGGAGGAAGCAAGUUUGUUGGAGUUCCUUGCUAAUUCAGAUGAAGAAGAGUCCGACGUAUCUGAUACCCCUGCUACAAAAUCGAAGAGGAAGUGA
Messenger RNA from Nannizzia gypsea CBS 118893, 2496 nucleotides. RefSeq names its product U3 small nucleolar RNA-associated protein 5. Gene Ontology annotation, cellular component: nucleolus. The record is from RefSeq and is a predicted model, not a curated record. NCBI's taxonomy places the organism in Eukaryota, Fungi, Ascomycota, Eurotiomycetes, Onygenales, Arthrodermataceae. The coding region runs from base 1 to 2496 and encodes 831 amino acids. The transcript is spliced from 2 exons. Gene Ontology annotation, molecular function: protein binding. Gene Ontology annotation, biological process: maturation of SSU-rRNA from tricistronic rRNA transcript (SSU-rRNA, 5.8S rRNA, LSU-rRNA).